This is a messenger RNA of Glarea lozoyensis ATCC 20868, 1041 nucleotides long. Its product is annotated as 6-phosphogluconate dehydrogenase C-terminal. Gene Ontology annotation, molecular function: 2-dehydropantoate 2-reductase activity. NCBI's taxonomy places the organism in Eukaryota, Fungi, Ascomycota, Leotiomycetes, Helotiales, Helotiaceae. The transcript has 3 exons. Gene Ontology annotation, biological process: pantothenate biosynthetic process. The record is from RefSeq and is a predicted model, not a curated record. Bases 1 to 1041 code for a protein of 346 amino acids. Gene Ontology annotation, cellular component: cytoplasm.
AUGUCGAAAAAGACGAGCGUUCUUCUGAUAGGUGCUGGGGGGGUUGGCACGAUGGCAGCUUACAAUCUUGAAGCUGGGGGUCUAGCAACCGUUACUGCUGUUUUGCGCUCCAACUUCAAGGCUGUUAAGGAGAGCGGCUUUACCAUUAAGUCUUUGGAUCAUGGGGAUGUAGAAGGAUGGAGACCAACGAAGAUACUGAACUGGGUUCCAAAUGUCUCCAAAGAAGGCUCGAUGGUAUACGACAUGAUUUUGGUAACUACGAAGAAUGUUCCUGACAUCUCACCAACAGUCGUGGAUCUCAUACGGCCUGCUGUAACACCCAGACAUACAACCAUAGUUCUACUGCAAAAUGGGCUGAAUAUUGAGCUUCCAGUCAUUGCGGCUUUUCCAAGUAAUCCAAUCGUGUCCGGAGUGUCUCUCAUAGGUGCAACAGAAACAGCACCUGGAUGUAUCCUACAUGACGAUCAAGACCGCCUCUUGGUCGGUGCUUUUACAUCACCCUCCUCCAUCAUCUCUGCUUCCCUCUCAGUAGCAGCAGCUGAGAAAUUCGUCGAGCUCUAUUCUGCUUCCGGAAAGGUUUCUUGCACAUACGAGCCUGACGUAGGAUUUGUAAGAUGGCGAAAGCUUAUCUAUAACGCAAGUUACAAUGGAGCCUGUGCGAUUACGGGCAUGGACACGAGUCGGAUGCGGAUGGCGGAGUUUCCUAUUGAAGAUAUUAUCAGACCGCUCAUGUACGAAGUCUGGGAGAUUGCUAAAGCCAAAGGAUAUGACAUUCCAGAAGCUGUGGUUCAAGAUAUGAUUGACUGUGAUCCUUGGGAUACUUACUUCAAGCCUAGCAUGUUGCAAGAUGUUGAAAAGGGAAAUUAUAUCGAGUUCGAAAACAUCGUCGGCGAGCCUUUACGUGAGGCGGAAAAGCUCGGAAUUCCCGCCCCUGGUCUCAAGAUGCUCUACGGACUUCUGAAAAUCAAGCAGUUGCAAAUCAAGGAGAAGAAGGGAGCAAUAUCUAUGCCAAUGAAAGAUGGUCCAAGUGCCUCUGGUUGA